CGAUCACUGAAAGUGGACGUCAAGGCAUCGCUUACUCUCAUCCGACUCUUUGAACCAUAUCUUAAACAAAGCAAAGGAAAUGUUGUCAACAUUACGUCAGUGUUUACGGAGCGACCGCAAAAAUCCUUUUUGGGAUAUCAAUUGGCGAGACAAGCCCUGGAAAUGUGCACAACUACACUGGCAUUAGAGUUGGCCCCACACGGCAUUCGGGUUAAUAGUGUUAGCAUAGGAAUAGUGCGAUCAUACGAAGCACAUCCCGAUCCCGUUGUUAUUAAAGCUUUUGAAAACGCGGCCAAAUAUACACCACUGGGAAGAGUGGGCACAACAGCCGAUGUCGCCAAAGGGGUGGUAUUCCUGUCCUCAUCGGACGCCUCGUUCAUAACGGGUCACAGUUUAGUCAUCGACGGCGGCAUUAAUUUGGAUUGGUUGCUGGCCAUAAAAAACCUGACCGUUAGGCCGACAGACGUAUGGAUCUGCGGUUACCAGAAAUCGGGCAACACUUGGCUCUCAGGGAUUGUGUCACUAAUAAUGGCCGACGGAGUGGUCGACAGAGUGAAGGACGAGUACAUUAGAGAACGGGUGCCAAAUAUAUUCACUCCAACUUCUUUGAGCAAAAUAUCGGGACUCAAACCACAAAGUGUUGAGUGGUUUGAAGGCAUAAAAUAUCCGCGAAUUAUUAAUAGUCAUUUGGAU
This is a messenger RNA of Medioppia subpectinata, 693 nucleotides long. The record is from the annotation of a GenBank genome assembly. NCBI's taxonomy places the organism in Eukaryota, Metazoa, Arthropoda, Arachnida, Sarcoptiformes, Oppiidae.